GAAUGACCACAUGAAAAUAAAUAUUUGUUAUAUUUAGAGUCUGCAAUUUCGUUUCCUCGCAAGAAGACUUCUCAUUGCGCGUGCGUGGAGUCGGUCUCGCGUCGUCGGCGCAGUCGAGUCAUAAACAGCGUGUGAGAGAGCGCGUGUCCCGGUGCAAGAUAAAGAGGUGGGAUCGGGUCCAGAUGAGUUAUAAACGCUGCCCCUCAACGGACUGUAACAUAUAAAAUCUUCAAGUUUGUGCAGAGUGUUUUCUUUACACUUUUCUUCCAUCAACAGUUGUUUUCCCUCCCCGCCGGACCGGUCUUUGUUAGAGAGCCAAGGAGCAACAGGACGAGUCUUCUUCUGCCAUGGCCAAGUCGCCAACUUCUUGAUACUGCCACAGUUUUUAUUUUGGUGCCAUUCGGGAAUGUGAAGAUGCCACACUCUUUCAACUCCCUCCCUACGGAGACUCUCCUCUCAGACUCCUUCAGCCUGGACCUGUUCUCCGCCAGCGUACACCCUACGGAGCCCUACACAGACGACAGCAUCAUCUCAGCCAACGUUACCAGGGCGGCCGCCCUUCGCUGCACCUACAAAGAAGAAUUCAAGCGCAUUUUACUCCCCUCCGUAUACACCUUUGUCUUCGUGGUCGGCCUUCCCCUCAAUGCUGCCGUCAUCCUGAAAAUAUGGAAGAAGGGGCCCAACCUGUCCAAAAACAACAUCUAUAUGCUCAACUUGGCCAUAGCGGACUUUCUGUAUGUGAUGUCGCUUCCUUUGCUCAUCUACAACUACGGCAGUCAUGACUACUGGCCCUUUGGAGAGUUGACCUGUAAACUGGUCAGGUUUCAGUUCUACAGCAAUCUGCAUGGCAGCAUCCUGUUCCUCACCUGCAUCAGCGUGCAGCGCUACGUAGGCAUUUGCCAUCCUCUCGCGAUGUGGCACAAACACGGCGGCCGAAGGCUGGCCUGGUGUGUCUGCGGAGGUGUGUGGCUGGUGGUGGCGAUUCUGUGCGCGCCGACGUAUCACUUCGCCGCCACGGGGAUCCAGCGCAACCGCACCGUGUGCUACGAUCUGAGCACGCCAAAGCGCUCUGUAGAUUACUACCCUUACGGCAUGGCUCUAACGUGCCUCGGAUUCCUGCUGCCGUUUAUAGGCGUGAUGAUGUGUUACUGCCGGAUGGCCCACAUCCUCUGCCGCCCGGUGACGUACCAGGGGGUCACCAUGGCGACCGGGGAGAAACGGGACAAGGCGGUGAGGAUGAUCGUCGUGGUGGCGGCAGUGUUCUGCAUAAGCUUCCUUCCGUUUCACCUCACCAAGACCAUGUACCUGGUGGUGCGUACUCUGAAGGGAGCUUCCUGCGAGACCAGAAACUUGUUCUCGAUAAUCUAUAAAAGCACCAGGCCGUUUGCCAGCAUGAACAGCCUGCUGGACCCCAUCCUCUUUUACUUCACCCAGCCGCGCUACCGCAAGAGCACCAGGAGGUUCAUGCUGAAAGUGACCACCCUGAGGGACAAGGGCACAUCUGUGUGAACAAACUGCACAUCGUGUGCUGCUACAGUAGCCAUGAUCUAGGCUGAUGUGCUGGUUGGUGAGUUUUAACAAGUUUCCUCAUGUCGGCCUUUUAGACAUUACUCACCGUACCCUUUAAAAGGUCUAAAAUACUUAGAAGCCCUCUCAAAUGCAACAUGAACGUGGCGAUGUUUUAAAAUCAACGGUAAACUGACUUGCUGGGACUAUGACUGUGGGCAUUCAGGGAUUUUGGACACUUCUCGUUGAGAUUCCUUGAGAGCCUUUAUUUCAUUAUCAUCAGACCAGGGCAUUAACAUCAUCCACGGUACAUGUGAAACGUUUACUUUAAAUCUCCUCUGUGCACUGGACUGUAAAGUUUCUUGAGUCUUUCUCGAGUCUCCUUUCUGUAAUUUUUGUUUGUUUUUGUUUCUCACUGUGAAGUGUACUGUAAAUCAGAAAUGCUCUGUGGAGACGCCAGGUUAAAGGUAAAGCAGAGAAGGACGGAGGAGGAGAUGCAGUUGGUUGCAUGUUGGAGUUGCUUGAAGUACUUGUGUGUAUAGAUACAUUUGCUUUGGGGUGAAACAUGCCAUGCCAAAUGGCAAGAUUGGGAAUGAAAAAAUGUAUGUGCUGUUUUCUUUCAGUGGCUUAUUUUGUUAUCAUAUGAAGGUCUUUCGUUUUUCUUACACUUGAACGUGACAGAAAUGCAGUGAAAGAUUCAAAAUUUAGCUCACAUUUGCUGACUACGGUCACAGCAACAAACAUGUAAAUAUCCAGCUCUUAAAGCUCGUGCAAACUUUAAUGCACUGUUAAGUCUUGCAUUAGAUUGCUUAGAAGGAAUCACAUAUUUAAGGACAUAAACAUAACAGUCUGGUUCUCCACUUCCUUUGAGUGUGUAAAUACUGUGCGAGUAGAUACAUUAAAAGGAGCUCUCUGCUGUGAAGAGUCGCUCCAAAGAACAUGUGAACUGUUAAGUACUUUAGUAGUGUUUUAGUGGCAUUACCUGGAUGCAGUUUAAAUAGUGUGUGUAAUACAGGAAAUUUGUAGUUUCAAACUUGCUUGUGCUAUUUCUGGUGGAGUUUUUCCAAGUAACAGAGUUGCUGAUUUUAUCUGGUAAAAGAUAAAGUUCAUGAAAUGAACUUAAACUUCCAAUUUAUUUUCAUCGUAAAGGACAUAUGAAUGUAUGUUGGUGUGUUGUUAGUUGUAUUUCCAGACACACCAAGUAAAGCAAACAUUGGAUUUUUUUUUCCUUUUCAUUAUAUAUUGUGUUGUUUAACACUCUAAAUGAGAGUCCCUUGAUCGUCUAAACUCUUUAUUUUGUCUUUCGGCUGCUGUGAAAGCCCAGGCGAGCACUUUUUCAGAAGAGUUCUUUUCUUUUAGUGUUUAAAUGCUCAAUCUGUGCCCCGUGAAGAACUCUGAAAGAGUGAACAAUGCACUUAAUCGUCGAUCUGAUGCCAAAUGUAGUUAUCAAAGGAAUUCAGUGUCUCUUGAUCUAUAAACUACACAAGGCUUUCCCAUUCACAAGACACCCUGUGAGCCUCUGAUUUCACUAUGUGAUAUCAGAAUUGAAUGUAAAUUACUCAAAUAAAUCUUAAUUUGAAUGGAGUAACAGAAACAGCCAUCAGCAUCUUUACAACCUAAACACUCUGUCUUGAAUUCUGCACUAAUAUACUGCAUUUGCGUGUAUCGGUUCAAUGUGAACGUGAACAUUUAAUGCAUUCAAAGUGCAGAGAAUAUUUUGACCACAAAUACAAGGUCGUGUGCUUGAAAAUGUUGGAAACGUCUGAAUGGAUGUGUGUCUGUACAAAAUGCACGUUCAGUGAUGUAAUGAUGUAGUGUAUGUCCUGCUCCUGGCUUCGGCACCGUCUUACGGUUCAUGUGCGUUAGAAACAUUCAAAUGUGUGUACUCUGCCAACAGAUUUUGUAUCUGUCAGUAUUAUCUAGAAGAACUGUUAUUUUUGUAAAAAACAUUGUAAUGCAGAUGAGUAUUUUAUUUUUGUUACGUAGAUUUUUUUAUUUUAUUUUAGGCAAUGCAGCAUCUGUUAGCUCUUUUGUGAAAAUGUUGUAGGUGUUGUCUAUGUAAAACUAAUUGAAAAAUGCAUUAAAAAGUCAUGCAGGCAA
Molecule: messenger RNA, 3606 nt
Organism: Mugil cephalus (flathead mullet)
Lineage: Eukaryota; Metazoa; Chordata; Actinopteri; Mugiliformes; Mugilidae
Product: P2Y purinoceptor 3
Exons: 3
Coding region: 415-1509 (364 amino acids)
Biological process (GO): cellular response to pyrimidine ribonucleotide; phospholipase C-activating G protein-coupled receptor signaling pathway
Cellular component (GO): plasma membrane
Molecular function (GO): G protein-coupled UTP receptor activity; G protein-coupled UDP receptor activity; G protein-coupled ADP receptor activity
Source: RefSeq, a predicted model, not a curated record